UUCUGUAUUCGUCUAGUGCGACGUUCUUGUUUGGUUUUUUCGAAGACUGUUUUGUGUGCGUUUUAUUUCAGUAUUUUCAGUUCAAUCCCAUUGUUAUGUUUUUUUUUUCGUUGUGUUUGAUUCUCUUUAUUUUGUGUUUUCGUAUACACGGUCAAUGUGAUCGAGAUCGCUUGCUCAUUUUUGUGCUUGAGAACUCCAAAGACGAUUUGCGCAAGCAUAAAACAAAUUAAUUCAGUGUUCUACAUCGGUUUGAAUUUGAAUUUCACAUAAAAGUAGUUUGAAUGGCGCGGCAGUGUGCAUAUAUGCAUUGCAUACGAUUAACAGUGAAAUAGCAUAAUAAACACACAUCCAUACAAAAAGAAGUAUCAUCGUUUUAUGAACGCGAACAUUUGCAACAUAUGAAUGCAAAUAAAAAGAGAUAGAGAAAAAGAGAAAGAGAGAGAAAGAGUGAGCGGGAGAUGGUUAUAAAAACUACGACACGAUGGAAAAUGCUUUGAAAAUGGUUAACAUAAAAACAGAAAGAAACACCAUGUACAAGAUACGUGAUGAGUGAGGUGGUAGAAGGAAGGUAUCUUAUAUUGCAAACGAAACUGAUAAAAACCCACAACAGCAACAACAACAAGAAAAAACACAUAACAACUGUCUUGUUGUUAACUGCGAUCCCAAUUCUCGAAUAUAUACCGAACUUCACAUCGCACACUACAAUCAUACUAAUCAGAGUGAAUGAACAACGGGUUUUUAACACUCCUCGAUGGUGUGCCCGCAAUCAGGUUGAUGUUGUUGGCAGGUCUGCAUACGUAUAUAAAUUUAUGAAUGCCGCAGCUGGUACACACAAACAGAACACUCCUAUUUACUAAAAGUGGUUCACAAAUAAAACUGAUGAAACUUAUUUGCAAGAACAAACAAACCCAGACAGCAAAAGAAGAAAAUUACAAAUAGAAAUAGAACGAACAACGACGACAAAGUGUUUGUUUAUAUUGGCUUAUUAAACGAAACAAAAACAAAAAAAGUCACAUGACAUGACAUGAUUGCAUCGUUUUGAGAAGACUUCUAAUAACUAAUUAUUUUGGGGAGCAAACGAAUGAGAGAACAACAAAAGUCGACAAUAUUGUGCGAAGGAAAAACACCGAAGCCUAACAGUUGACAACGUCCACACGGUGCUUAUUGAAAAUAAAUCGUGUCAAAUGUGUUUCGCGAAAAACUAUAGGUGAAGAAGCCCAUCAAUAAUCCAAUGCGUACAAAUCGAUGGUGUAUCGCUGAAAAUAUAAAACAUUCCCCCGGAUUUAGGUGCUCUUUCUAUCAACAUAAUCCAAGGUGUAAUACGUGUGUGAUUAACAAGUAUAGCGGAAAUAACAAGAAAAUAUACAAAGCUCCAAAUGACACAGAAAACUUUUAAGAAUAAACUGUAAUGAACACGUGAAAUCUUCAUUUGAAUGAGAACUGUUGAUGAAUGUGCAGAAAAUUACGCGACAUUUAACAGAACGUGUGUAUUAUAAAGAAAGAAAGAGAGAGAGAAACAUAGAAAGGAAAUGCAAUGGGUCAUGUGUAUAUUUUGUUGUAAAUAACAAUGAAGUGCGAUAAUGUAAUUUGAUGUGCUUAGGACAGACAGACAGACACACACACACACACACAGAGAGAGAGAGAGAGAGAGAGAGAGAGACCGAGUGAACAAAGUGAACAAGAGAAAAAGAUUGAGAGCUAUCGAAAUUUAGGCCAUUUGUAAUUGCUUAUCAGUUGUGUGUACGGCUCGACACUGCAAGCAUUGAGUUUUGUAUGGAUUACUCAAGCUCAUUCAGUUCCAAUGAAAUAUCUAUCAGUGUUUUUCGCUCCAUUUGUGACAAAUAACAAACAAAAAUUGUGCGUGUACAUGCAUAAAAUCAUUUGAGCGAUACGUGAGAUUCCUUUAAUUGCUUAAUAAAAGCCCACUAUAAAUAUAGUUUCAUUUUUGUGUGUUGUGCGUUUAAGAGCAUUGUCAUAUCCGCUUAGUGCGUUGAGAUAACUCAUGACUCGACCUAUUAAAAAUUCGUAUAUUGAAACCGAUAAAAAGAACGAGAGAGAGAGUGAGAGAGAGAAAGAGAGAUAGAAGAAGAAAAGUUAUUAGUCGCAUACAAAAAGUGAUCAGAUAGUGUUUGGCUCUCGUGAUGUGUGGUGUGCAUUUUUUCGAUUUCUUGUAUUGUAUGUGCGCGAGAGAUAUUGAAGCAUCCACACAUUUGCAAUUGCAUCGUGCAUAAAAUCAACAUAAAAUGAGUAAUAAAAAUUGUGUUAUAACAUCAUCAUCAUCAUCAUCGAUCGAUGGUAAAAGAAAUGGGAUACCGUGCGAUGCACGUUUAAUUGGUAAUCGUGCGGAAACAUUGUUGAUGAAUCGACAAAUGCAAAUGAUGGACACUGCAGCAUCACAGUCCAAUUUGCGGCCACAGCGGCACAAUCAAGAUUUUUCAAGCGCUUCACAUCGCAACGGAAAUGCCAAUUCAUUCAUAAAUGGCGAUUUGAUCGAUUUGUGCGAUUCGACCAACGAACAUUUAAGUGGUUCCAGUCGCGAUCUCGUUGAAGCAAUCAAUAGUCAACUAUUGGCCGAAAUCAAUGGAAAUGCCGAACCAACAAAAAAAACUAGAGACUGUUAUGUACUAUAUCCAACCAAAGUGUCAAUCGACAACAAUACACCAAUAUCAGGAACGAAAUUAAAUUACACGACGAAAAAAUUGAACAAUAGCGUUGAUCUGUCGAGUUCGACGCGUUCGUCCGAAGCAAUUGGCAAAUGUAGUGAAAGUAAUGGUUGUACAACAAUAUCUACACCAAUAGCACCAGCACCAACAAACGAACAACAUCAAACGGUUAUACGUGAAUUUAAGCGGCUUGGAACUUAUUGCACACUUCGACCGGAACAACGACGUAAACAUUUACUCAAAGUAUUGCCAACUUUACGCAAUUCCAUGCUAUUACAAACGAUACUCGGUUCGAAUGCAAACUGUGCCACAGCCGCUACCGCCGCCGCCAGCAAGAAUUUAUCCAAAAUUACAACAGCCGACGAGCUGCUGGCCACAAACAAAGACAUCGAUUCGCUUCUCAUUGAUUUGGACGAUUUCAUAAUUGACGGUAAUACAGCGUACAUGCAACGACAUAAUAACAAUGAACAACAACAACGAAAUUUUACAUCAAGCGAAUCAUUCGCAUCGAAUUGUGAUAUUCAGAGCCAAAGAUCGCUAAAAAAUGAUGCCGCUACAUCAAUCCCAUCCACAUGUUUAACGACUGCCGCCGAUUCAUCGGAUCAAAUCAGUAAUGGUUGUAUUAAAAUUGAUCCCGAUAAAGUUGAAGACUGUCUACUUGAAUUGGAUGCCUAUUUAGAAGAGAUUGAUCGUGAUUAUGUACUUGCAUACGCUGCAAAUGGGCCAAAUACAUCGUCGGCAACGACAACAUCCACAAUUUCACUACAUAACAAUAAUAAUACGAAAAUUAGCGCAAAUCAAACAAAUGAUUGUUCGGAAAAAACAGCGAAAAAUCACAUUGAUCGGCUACUUAACAUGGACAAUUUGUUGAAUUGUGACGACUGUGUCGCUACAUCAUCAUCAUCAUCAACAGGACAAAUCAAUCAAAUGAUAAUGGAAAAUUGCAUUGUGAAUGAUGCACGAUCGACUAAUAAUGACGGUGCAUCGAACUUACGGAAACAGAUUAGCAAUAGUGAUAUUCAAAUGAAUCGAUGUGGAAAUGACUAUGCAACAACGAAAAUAAAUGGCAUACAAAAUAAUAUAGACAAUAAACGGAAAUCGAAUGAUAGUUGUAACAUGGAUCAACCAUUGAAACGAGGACAUAAAUUACGUAACACGGUCGCUGUAUCGGGACUAAAUAAUCGAUUGCAUCGAUCGAAUACACCCAUUGUUGCCGUUACAUCCACCGCCAACACCUCAACAUCCAUUCAAAGUGUUGACAAUUCGCCAAAGAGAAUACGAUCGAAAAAUGCAGCAGUAUCUUGGCGACGGCUAUCGAUGAGAAAGACAUGUCCAAUCGAUUUACCUGAACAACGUUCACCGAGAGACGAUGCAACACGAAUUGCACGUACACUAUCAACGGCAACAAACCGAUCAAAACCGUCGACGUCGGCCAAUGAUUUUGCAAAUGGGAUUACGAAUUUCACAAGUCGAACGAAUUUCAAUGGAAAUAAUGAAAAUUAUUGUUUUAAUGAUACAUCAUCGUCGGCGACAGCAGGAAUGGCGAUCGCCACAACAAAUGCUUCUUUUUUUCAAUCGACAAUCAAUGGUGGUGGAAACAAUUCAAAUCAAAUGUCAACACCAUCGAAUGUUCAACAUGAUCACCAUCACGUCCUUGCUGAAUGCAAUAGUUCCAAUCAAUUGCCUGAAUUGAGCUCAUUAAAUAAUGAAUUUUUGAGCACGAUUUUGACAACAACAUCAAAUUAUCAACAACAAUCAAACACAAAUUCCGUAUUGUUGCAACACGAAACCAAUUUCACACAAAAUAUCGAUGAAGAAAUUGACCGUACAAUAACAUCGAAUACGAUGACGACGGCGAUGGCGACGACGACGGCUACGACAAUAGCUCCAACACCAUCUACAAUAACAUCAACAUUCGAUGAAUCGAGACCGAGACAAUUGGGCAGACGGUCGGAAAUGCGAUCGCGUAUCGUUUCAAUUACAGCUGAACGUAGUGCCGAAGGCAAUCAGAGGAUAAUUGUUAAUUGCGAUACGGAUAAUACGCAAUGUGCCACACAAUCAAAUCGAUCGACAGCGACAACGACAGCGACAGUGUCAACAAGUCCUACAAAUCAAUCAAGUCAAGCGCAACCAACAUCUUUGCAACGAUUAUCGAAUCAGUGCCAAUUUACGGCAUCCGAACCAAGUUCAUGUGCAUCGUCACGAAAUCCAAGCCCCGUUUCAAUUGCAUCAAGCAGUGAAACAAGCUCAUGUGGAUCUACAUCUGCCGGUGAAACAAACAUCGGAUCAACUCCGCAUAGAAGUAUGAAUGUGGCUAGUGAUAUAGAAACAUCGACUACAAACCGAACCAGCGGAGGAACGACACAGCGGCAAAUGAACUCAAAAACAAAAGUGUGGCCAUUUGGCUUUAGCCGAAUAUUUGCGGCAACAUGCUGUACGCUUGGCCUAUUCAAUAUUUCACGUUUUUCCAUUUUUAGCAUCAUUUUUGGUGGUAAUUUCAUUGUGCAAUUUCUGCUGAUAUCAUUUUUCCUUGGCAUUCCAAUGCUAUGGUUACAAAUGUGUUUGGGUGCAAAUAUAAAAGGUGGCCCGAUCUCAAUGUGGCGCGUUUCACCAAUUUGCAAAGGUAUCGGCAUUGCAUUGUUGCUGGUACAAGCAUUGAUGACAAUAUAUUCGGCAGUAAGUAUCGCUUGGAUGCUUGUUUACUUACGGGAUUCAUGCGUGUCCGCCCGAUAUCCAUGGUAUCGUUGGCAAGAAAUUUUCGAAUUUUUUCGCGGUCCAUCCGACAAUGGCAUUGCGAUCAUGUCAAAUACAAGUGAACCAUCGUCAACCUCAUCAAAAUUGGGCGAAACGGUUGCCGAUUAUUUCAACGGUGUGAUUUUACAACGAUAUCAAUUGGGUCCUGGCGGACGAGCGUCCAAUGGCAAUGGCAUUGGUGCGGUUCGAUUUCAAUUGGCAUUCAAUUUAUCCGUUGUUUGGUUAAUUGUAUUCGUUGUACUUUGCAAAGGUUUACGUUUGUAUGGUAAGAUUGUGAUUGCACUUGCAUCAUUUCCAAUGAUUGGAUUGGUUGCGCUUACCAUUAAAAUGUUGACGCUACUCAAUUUGGCUGCAUUUCAAAAUAUAUUCCCGGCAACCGAUUGGCAAGAAUUUUUUGUCAAUUCACAAAGUUGGCUGUCGGCGGCUCAAGAGGCAUUUCUAACGUGGUCAUUGUUAGGUGCAUCGAUUAUUUCAAUUUUUAGUAAAUCGUCAAAGUAUCAGCAAGAUGGUGAUAAGACUUUACGACGCGAUGCCUUGAUUGUGGUUGCAUUUACAUUAAUCGGUCUUAUUUUGGCGGCCAUUUUCGGAAAUGCAUGUGUUCAAAUUUUGAAUGAUCGCGGUUUUUUCUACUUUCCUGGUAGUUUUGAAACGAUGACAUCAUCCGUUUCACUUUUACCAUCGAGCAAACCAUUACCACCGCAAUUGGCAACGAGUCUAUCAAAAUGGCUACCGCGAUAUUCAACGUUGUUGGGUGAAAGUUACAAACGCAUCGAUCCGAAUUCAUUUGAAAGUGGUUGGCAACCAAUACGACUAAUUACCGAAAUAUUUCCAGCCACAUUGGCAGCCGCAACACUAGAUCAUUUAUCGACAUUUUGGAGUUUACUUGGUUUUACCAUGUUUUUAGUAUUCGGUUUGGCACAAUUGUGUGCAAUGUGGAAACCAUUGGCUACAUCAUUAUGUAAUUAUUCGGAAUCAAUAUCGGCAACAUCAACAACAGUACUUUUGACAUGUUUGGCCGGUUUGCUGCUUGGCAUACCGUUGACCACAGAAAGUGGUAUUAAUAUCAUUUACUUUUUGGAUUCGGUCAUUGGUGGCGCUUGGUUUGUCCUGCUGCUAUGGACCGGACAGAUAUUUGCGAUAUUUUUAGUACGUGGUCGUCCAUAUAGCGGCGAUAUUUUGGUGAAUCGCUUGCAUUUGGGUCUUACUUUAUCCGCUUUUGUGGCACUCUCCUGGAAUUUAUUGCUUCCAAUUGCCUUGCUGACGCUGUGUGUUCUUCAAUACAAAAUUUCAUAUUCAUACGAUUUCUAUCAUUGGAGCGGCAUCAUUUCACAAUCAUAUUGGCCGAUUUGGACGCGAAAAGCCGCCGCUUUCAUUCAAAUUGGCAUCUUUCAGAUCAUACCGAUUACGGCUAUCGUCCAAACCUAUAGAUAUUUGAGCAAAGGACCACCAGAUAUACUGGACCGUUUUCAGUUGCUAUAUCGACCACCAAUAAGUGCAGCACAACGAUCACACAGAUAUCCACUUCCACGAACCGAGCGCACUUCUCAUGCAACAUCAGCCAAUCAACGACAAUCAGAAAGUACGGGUUCGGCAUCGAUACCAGCCAUUGCGGUAACAUUGGAAAGUAAUCCGGUUUCAUUAACAUUGGACGAUGCACCACCAAAAUAUACACCGCCACCAUCAUAUACAACUGCAACCGGUGCCCGGAUUGCCAAGCUGCUACGUAACAGUAUUCGACGCAGUGUUCGAAGGAUUUUGGGAGAGCCAAAUUGUAAUAAUCGUCGACAGCGUGCAGCAUUACCAACGCACACCGUUGAAUUGUCGUUUGAUCAAAAUCCACCCGAAUAUUCGACGAUAAUUGCAACAACGGCAUCGGCGGCAACAACUUCCUCAAAUCAUGAUGAUCAUUCGUUGAACACCUCUAAUAUGGAUGAUGACAGUGAAUUUGGUCCGCGAAUUCUUUUCAAUAGUGAAACGUAUCGACAUCAAAUCGUCAAUACACGUCGCCAUACAACGACUAAUUUUCCAUCACAAAAAUCGCUCGAGAAAAUGGAUUCAUUUUCAUUAACAAUGCCACGACGUCAAACCGCCAUUUCUUCCGCAUCAAAUGAUCGAAGUAAUUUUCGAAAUUUAACUGCACAUGAUGUUGCACAAUUGCUUCGAUCUACACAGCAGCAGCAACAACAACAACAACUUUCAACAUCAUCAUCGUCACCACAAAUCGAAUUUAUACCGGAUACUCUUGCACCGAGCAGCAUUGAUAGUGCCACAUUUCCCAUUGGAGCCGAUUUGAAUGAUACACUAAGCAACGAUGAUCACAUUGAUAUUGGACAAGAGCAAGAAGCUUACUCACUAACUCGUUCGGUCGAGGAAUUGGUGCUGAAUGAAGUGCCAAUAGGUGAAAGUAGCGCAGCUGCUACAUUUUGUGAUAAAUAAAGAUUGAAACAAAAGAGAGACAGAGCGAGAGAAUAGGGAAAAAACAAUUCAAAAGCCCAUCAAAUCCUAUUUCACACCAAAAUUCACAUUUUACUACAAUUACUAUGUGUACAAACUAUGUAUCAUAAAUUUUCAUCAUUGACAUACACUAUUUUGCAAAUUAGAAUACUACUUAGAUUGCAGGAGAUCAUGUACAUGAUCAUGAAAAAAAGAGAGCGAGAGAGAGGAAAACAAAAGGAGAAUUGGAAAUAUGAUCGAUAGUCAACUUAGAUAGUAAUUCAAUUGUAUUUUGAGAUUAAGAAACAGAACACAAAUCAUUUGAUUUUAUUUAAAAAAAAAUUGCGUUCAUUUAUUAAAUAUAUAGUUCUUAGCUAAGAAAUUGUUCGAUUUUAAUCCAAAAUCAAGCAAAUCGCGACACGAUAGAGUCGAAUGCAAUCGAACAUUUUACAAUUGACCAACAAUGUUAAUAAAAUUAAUAAAUUAAAAAAAUUAUUCUAUUAAUAAAAAGAAAUACUUAGAGAAAAUAAA
This is a messenger RNA of Contarinia nasturtii (swede midge), 8381 nucleotides long. RefSeq lists its product as uncharacterized. Gene Ontology annotation, biological process: sodium ion transmembrane transport. Gene Ontology annotation, cellular component: membrane. Bases 2244 to 7853 code for a protein of 1869 amino acids. The transcript is spliced from 11 exons. Lineage: Eukaryota; Metazoa; Arthropoda; Insecta; Diptera; Cecidomyiidae. The record is from RefSeq and is a predicted model, not a curated record.